CUGGUUACUGUUGUGGUCUCUGUUCCAUACAGAGAGAAUGGGUAUGAAGACAAGAUAAAGUUGAUUAGAGGGAAAUUAGAGGAAGUGGAGCUUCCUGUUGACAAGGUAUUGCACAACUUACAGCAUUUCCAAAAAUAUUCAUUUUCGAUGUUUCAUAGGUUGACAUCAUCAUCUCAGAGUGGAUGGUGAGUGUAUUAAUGUGUACAACAGUAUGGUAUAUAUACUCCCUCUACUCUCUUUAAGGGCUACUUUCUUCUGUUUGAGUCAAUGCUGGACACAGUCAUCUUCUCCAGAGACAAGUGGCUCAGGGAUCCAUCUCAUGGUGGCCAUACAUCAUACCUACCAACUGCUAUUGAUCUGAUAGUGUCUCUGUAUCUGCACAGUCUACCCGAAUGUGUGCCGUAUGAAGCUGGUAGCUGUGAGUGAUGAGACCGAGCGAGAGGCUCGCAUAGACUUCUGGGAUAAUGUCUAUGGUUUCAAGAUGAGUUGUAUGAAGACUGAGAUCCUAAAGGAAGCUAGUGUUCAGUGUAUGGAGGAGUCACGUGUCAUUUCCUCCACACACACCCUCAAGGAGUUUCACCUGACUCGUGUGACUGUGGCAGAGCUACAGUUUGAGGAGCCAUUUCAGCUCACUAUCGAACAAGACUCCCUCUGCCAUGUGAGACUGAAUGUUCAAAUAUGAGCCAAGUAAUCUCCACACUUUUUUGUUGGAGCCACUGCACUUUUUUGUGUUUCAAAGUGUGGCGGCGUCCCAUUGUGUUGUGCAGGCAAUUGUGGGGUUCUUUGAAGCUGAAUUCGAGGGACCCCAGCAUUGUGAGGUUCUAAAAACUGGCCCCCAGAGCCCCCCUACCCACUGGAAACAGACUGUCUUCUACCUACAGGACCCUAUCCCUGUUCAGACCGGUAAACUAUUAAACAGUUAGCAUUGACUGGAAUUUGUUUCUGUUGUUUAUCGCAUAUUGUACUACUGUGAACAGGAGAUGUGAUGGAAGGAAAGAUGAGUGUGUCAAGGAGCAAGAAAGAUCCCAGAGCACUUGACAUUAGUCUAUCGUUUACUCUCUCUCCUUUCAUACCUCCACAAACUGCCACCAAACCUCUCACAUUCAGCAGCAAAUACAUUCUCAGAUAGCAGUCAUUCAACCAUCAACAAUGUUA
Molecule: messenger RNA, 1155 nt
Organism: Geodia barretti
Lineage: Eukaryota; Metazoa; Porifera; Demospongiae; Tetractinellida; Geodiidae
Source: the annotation of a GenBank genome assembly